This is a messenger RNA of Colletotrichum spaethianum, 1488 nucleotides long. Its product is annotated as high-affinity glucose transporter. NCBI's taxonomy places the organism in Eukaryota, Fungi, Ascomycota, Sordariomycetes, Glomerellales, Glomerellaceae. Gene Ontology annotation, biological process: transmembrane transport; carbohydrate transport. Bases 1 to 1488 code for a protein of 495 amino acids. Gene Ontology annotation, molecular function: carbohydrate:proton symporter activity. The transcript is spliced from 2 exons. Gene Ontology annotation, cellular component: membrane. The record is from RefSeq and is a predicted model, not a curated record.
AUGCCGCCGGUUUAUGUGGAGGCUUGCAUCGCUACUGGUGCUGUUGUGUCACUUUGGGGCCUCGACACCGGUAGCAUCGGGUCAAUCACGGCCAUGGCGACGUUCAAAGAAUCUUUUGGCGAGUUUUCAUCGACCGUUCACGGUGCUAUUGUGUCGACACUAUUGAUAACCGGGGCUAUGAGCGCCUUGCUUGCGGGCGCUUUGGCAGACCAACACGGACGAGUUGUCAUAAUAUCGACUGGUGCUGCAGUAUUUGGAAUCGGCGCAGCUAUCGAGUGCGGAUCUGUACAUCUUGCCAUGUUCAUCACUGGUCGAGCCGUAAAGGGUCUCGGGACGGGACUAUUCGCCAGCACUGUUGCUGUCCAAAUCUGCGAAAUAACACCAGCAAAGGUACGCGGCUUCUGGGUUGCUUUCUCGCAAUUCAUGAUCACCGUUGGUCUCGCAACGGGUUAUUUCACAUGCUAUGGCACAGGGCGCAUCGCGAAAUCCUCGGCGUCUUGGCGUGUUCCUCUGGCUAUUCAAUCGAUUUUUGCCUUCGGCCUUGCUGCAACAACAACAUUCGUCCCGCAGUCUCCCCGCUGGCUGGUUGCAAAGGGCCAGUUCAACAAAGCUCAUUUGGUGGUCUCUCAACUUGGCAUCAGCAACGAAGAGCAACAAGAGAUGCUGGCACAAACAGGGCAAGCUCCUGUGCACUGCUCAAAUAUAAGGAUGCGCGACAAUAUUCUAGAGACGUUCAAAGACUUCAGGAGAGCUUUUUCAUCUCCAUUCUGUUCUCGGACCGCUUUUGGAUGUUUUCUCAUGGCCUCACAACAACUCUCUGGUAUUGAUGGCGUGUUGUACUAUGCCCCGUUGUUAUUUCGGCAGGCUGGCGUUGCCUCGGAAGAAGCUACGUUCUUGGCGUCCGGAGUCUCCGCGUUAGUUAUCAUGGCUGUAACCGUCCCGGCUACCAUAUUUGCGGACAGCUGGGGUCGUCGAACCGCUACAUUGAUUGGCGGCGCUGGAAUCAUCUUUAUAAUGUUUCUGAUUGGAUCUAUGUACGCCGCUAACCAGGUACAUCCGGACACAGGGGCUGGACGAUGGGUUGUGAUCGUCUCCAUCUAUAUUUUCACUGUCAUUUUCAACAUGACGUGGGCUAUAUGCAUCAAGGCGUUCUUGGUGGAAAGCCUGCCCCGCGAAGUGAGAUCUAGCGGUGCCGCACUAGGGCAGAGCGCCAACUGGAUAACCAAUUUUGUUGUGGCCUUAACAACACCUCCCUUCCUGGACGCGUCCACUUACGGUCCGUACUUUUUCUUCGGUAGCUGCACGUUGAUUUCUGUUUUGGUCGGCGUGGUUUGUAUGUCCGAAACGAGGAACCAGAGUCUCGAAGCCAUUGAGACAGCCUUUCUCGAAGGGAAAGCGAGACAGACGACCAUUGGCUUAAAGUGGUUGACGGCACUGAAGGGUUCGAAUGUCUCCGAGGACAGAGCAGUUAUUCAACAAAUCAAUUAG